Jaculus jaculus (lesser Egyptian jerboa) is the source of this 2754-nucleotide messenger RNA. It is a transcript of the gene Acsbg1, whose product is annotated as acyl-CoA synthetase bubblegum family member 1. Bases 104 to 2224 code for a protein of 706 amino acids. Gene Ontology annotation, molecular function: long-chain fatty acid-CoA ligase activity. Lineage: Eukaryota; Metazoa; Chordata; Mammalia; Rodentia; Dipodidae. The record is from RefSeq and is a predicted model, not a curated record. Gene Ontology annotation, cellular component: endoplasmic reticulum; membrane. The transcript is spliced from 14 exons.
GCCAAGCUCUCACCGUGGGAGACUGCGCUGCCUCCAAGUGGAUGCCCGCAGCAGAUGCCACGCAGUUCUGGGUGUCUACGGCUGCCUGCCCAGAGACCCCAGCAUGCCAGACAGCAGAGAAGCCCGGCAGGAGAACCAGCAGGGGACCAGCAUGGGGACCACCCAGGACAGCCCGCAAACCAGCUCCCUGACUGAUGGACAGCCGUCCUCCAAAGAACUCCUGGGCCACGAUCUCAAGCACCCAGCUCCAGAGGUCAACGAUGCCCCACUGGACUAUGCAGAGGAAGCGCUGUGGACAACUCGGGCUGAUGGGAGGGUGCGCCUGCGCCGCGAACCCUACUGCACACAGCUUCCCUAUACUGUGCACCGGAUGUUCUACGAGGCCCUGGACAAGUAUGGGGACAUCCGAGCUCUGGGCUUCAAGCGGCAGGACAAGUGGGAGCACAUCACUUAUUUCCAGUAUUACGCCAUCGCUCGCAAAGCCGCCAAAAGCUUCCUGAAGCUUGGCUUGGAGCGAGCCCACAGUGUGGCCAUCCUCGCCUUCAAUUCCCCCGAGUGGUUCUUCUCAGCAGUGGGCACAGUGUUUGCAGGAGGUAUUGUCACUGGCCUCUACACAACCAGCUCCCCUGAAGCCUGCCAGUACAUCGCCCAUGACUGCCGUGCCAACAUCAUUGUGGUCGACACACAGAAGCAGCUGGAAAAGAUCCUGAAGAUCUGGAAGCACUUGCCGUAUCUGAAGGCGGUAGUGAUUUACCAAGAACCCCCUCCAAAAAAGAUGGCUAAUGUGUAUACGAUGGAGGAAUUCAUGGAGCUGGGACAGGACGUGCCCGAGGAGACCCUGGAUGCCAUCAUCAGUGCCCAGCAGCCCAACCAGUGCUGCGUGCUGGUCUAUACAUCGGGCACCACCGGGAACCCUAAGGGCGUGAUGCUGAGUCAAGACAAUAUCACAUGGACAGCAAGGUAUGGCAGCCAGGCCGGUGACAUUCAGCCUGCGGAAGUUCUGCAGGAGGUGGUGGUCAGCUACCUGCCCCUGAGCCACAUCGCCGCCCAGAUGUAUGACUUGUGGACCGGUAUUCAGUGGGGGGCCCAGGUCUGCUUCGCACAGCCUGAUGCCCUGAAGGGGAGCCUGGUGAACACGCUGCGGGAGGUGGAGCCCACGUCCCACAUGGGGGUGCCCCGUGUGUGGGAGAAGAUCAUGGAGCGCAUCCAGGAGGUGGCGGCUCAGUCGGGUUUCAUCCGGCGCAAGAUGCUGUUGUGGGCCAUGUCAGUGACCUUGGAGCAGAACCUCACCUGUCCUAUCAGUGAGCUGAAGCCCUUCACAAGCAGACUGGCGGAUUACCUGGUGCUGGCCAGGGUCCGUCAGGCUUUGGGCUUUGCCAAGUGUCAGAAGAACUUUUACGGGGCGGCGCCCAUGACCACAGAGACGCAGCACUUCUUCCUGGGCCUCAACAUCCCCUUGUACGGAGGCUAUGGUCUCAGUGAGUCCACAGGCCCCCACUUCAUGUCCAGCCCCUACAACUUCCGGCUCUACAGCUCUGGCAAGGUGGUGCCAGGCUGCCGAAUGAAGCUGGUGAACCAGGAUGCAGAUGGCAUCGGUGAGAUCUGCCUGUGGGGCCGCACCAUCUUCAUGGGCUACCUGAACAUGGAAGACAAAACGUGUGAGGCCAUCGACUCCGAAGGCUGGCUCCACACGGGUGACACUGGCCGCCUGGACGCUGAUGGCUUCCUCUAUAUCACUGGGCGCCUCAAAGAACUGAUCAUAACCGCUGGUGGGGAGAACGUGGCCCCUCUGCCCAUCGAGCAGUCUGUGAAGACCGAACUGCCCCUCAUCAGUAACGCCGUGUUGAUCGGGGACCGGAGGAAGUUCCUAACGAUGCUGCUCACCCUGAAGUGCACCCUGGACCCAGACACCUCGGAGCCCACCAACAACCUGACUGAGCAAGCUAUGGAGUUCUGCCAGAGAGUGGGCAGCAGAGCCAGCACCGUGUCAGAGAUUGUGGGGCAGAGGGACGAAGCUGUGUAUCGGGCCAUUGAAGAAGGGAUCCAGAGGGUUAAUGCCAACGCGGCAGCUCGGCCGUACCACAUCCAGAAGUGGGCCAUCCUUGAGCGCGACUUCUCCAUUUCGGGUGGAGAGCUGGGCCCUACCAUGAAACUGAAACGGCUCACAGUUCUGGAGAAGUACAAAGAUAUCAUUGAUUCCUUUUACCAAGAGAAAAAAAAGUAGUUUGGGGCUGUCCUGGGGUUUCUGCUAAGGCAGCUGUCCAAGCACUUUCCUAGCUCCAGGUGUCUGGGGUUGGGCAUGGCGACUCUGUCCCAUUCCUAGUUCAGGGUACAUAGCACUGGCCUAGCUAAUUCUUUCCCAGGCAGAUAGUUUAAAUAUUGCUUCCUGUCCAAGUGUCAGAUGAGAUCCAUUCUCCUUCCCGAACGGAAAGGCUGGCCAUUUUGGACUUGGGUCGAGGUGGAUGUAACAAGCUGCUGGCUUACUUAACAGAUCUGCCAGUGACAAGCUGCUGGGGGAAGAGGGAAAGGGAUGACGGUCCUAUUAACUAAUGUGCUGCAGCAACAGCAGUCACAGCUCACCUAACGGCCUGACUUAACUCUGGAAUCUUCUCAAGACACUACCGACGCUCAUGUAAUGCCAGAUAUUACUCCACCUCACACACACCAACUGCUUGGUACUUAAAACUGCUGCUGCUGCCUAUGUGCCUAGAUUUCAUGUGUAACUUGACUAUUAAACCUUUUAACACAACUGCC